AUGACAUAUCCUGUCAAAUUCUACACGUUAUACACUAAGCCUUCUGCCGAAAGUCUGCUGAGUGUUUUACAAAGUCUCCGGAGAGGCCAUAGUAAUUUCAGCAGCCUUCCACUCUCGAGCUCAACAGAUCAGUCUACAGACACGAUAUGGAUCGAUCCCGCAGGAGUAGCCGGAUAUCUGACAAGCAUCAUAGCCUCGUCGUUACAGUGGCUGACCGACGAAGAUCGCGAACUGGUUUGGGACCAGGCCAGUCUACGAAUCAGUGAAAGAUCAGGCCGGUCUGCUGCCCCUGCUAUAAACAGAGCCUUUAUGAUCAAUAACAACCUCACCAUCCACCUUCACGAGCCUUCGCUUACAGAAGAUAACCUAGGUUUGAAGACAUGGACUUCAUCGUUACUUCUCUCGCGGCAACUGAUAACCCUAGUCAAGCACGUUCCGUCCGGUACCCCUCGUAUGCUAGAGCUCGGUUCUGGUACCGGCCUCGUCGGACUAGCAGCAGCCUCCAUCUGGCAGGGUCUAUUAUCAGAAGUGCUACUGACCGAUCUGCCUGAAAUUGUGCCAAAUCUACAGCACAACAUUGACCACAACGCAAGUCUUUUCCCGGAACAACGUUAUGAUGGCGACUCCUCUGUCAAAGUGCACUGUAGGGCUCUAAACUGGGCCGAUGCAACUGACACGCCCAGUGAACAAUACGAAAACUUCCAUCUAAUCGUGGCAGCUGACCCGAUCUAUAGCUCCGAUCAUCCCCGUCUACUUACCGACACAGUCCACCGAUGGCUGGCACCCUCCUCUUCAUCACGGUUCAUCGUCGAACUACCACUACGAAGCAGGUAUCAACGGGAAAGAGCAGAUCUCCGGCAGAAGCUAGAAGUGUUCAUGGAGGUGAUCGAAGAAGGCGAAGAAGUAGGCUACGAUGACUGGGAAGGUGCAGAUGGACAACCCAUAGAAGUCAGGUGUUGGUGGAGCGUUUGGAAGCUGAGAGAUGUCGCCGAACAAUCUAAGCCUAUCACAUCUUCCACUUAA
This is a messenger RNA of Lithohypha guttulata, 1023 nucleotides long. RefSeq names its product Protein-lysine N-methyltransferase rrg1 (gene rrg1). The transcript has 2 exons. The record is from RefSeq and is a predicted model, not a curated record. Lineage: Eukaryota; Fungi; Ascomycota; Eurotiomycetes; Chaetothyriales; Trichomeriaceae. The coding region runs from base 1 to 1023 and encodes 340 amino acids.